Molecule: messenger RNA, 1406 nt
Organism: Condylostylus longicornis
Lineage: Eukaryota; Metazoa; Arthropoda; Insecta; Diptera; Dolichopodidae
Gene: Mettl4
Product: N(6)-adenine-specific methyltransferase METTL4
Exons: 2
Coding region: 134-1225 (363 amino acids)
Cellular component (GO): nucleus; RNA N6-methyladenosine methyltransferase complex
Molecular function (GO): methyltransferase activity; nucleic acid binding
Source: RefSeq, a predicted model, not a curated record
UAAUGUAAUUCCGAUUUUCGUACGUACAUCAAAGGUGAAACGAUCCUCUGACUAAAUCACACAUUUAAGGCAAUACUGUUCUGUGACAAAUCAUUAUUGUUUUUUCAUUGUGGAUCAGGCUAGCCCUUGAAUUAUGUGUACUUCACUAGUAGAAAUUGAAGAAAAUGGAAAAAGUGUUUAUUUAUUAAAUCAUAAUUUAAUUAUCCAAAAUGCAUACCUUGAACAGUGUGAAGAUGAAAUAUUUUGUUAUAAACUUAAAGAGCAAAUUUUCCGAUUUACGAAAAAGAAGAAAAGCGCGGAAAAACGUAAGAUUGCUGGAACAUCUUCCGAAACUACGGAUAAAGAAAAUGAACUAAACAAUAUUUCUAUUGUUUUGAACAAAGUACUGGAAAAACAAGAUUUGCUAAAAAGAUGCUUCGGAACAAUUUCAAAUGGUUCUCCUGAUUUAGAACUUAAUGUUGAUGAGAAUUAUUCUUUACAUAGAUCUUAUGGUGAUAAUAUGUUUAACACUUUAAAAGUAAUUGAAAUUUUAGAUUCUAAAUAUAUAAUUCCAGGAAAAAGUAGAUAUUACAAUAUGCGAGUUGAUGAAUUUUGUAAAAUUAUCAUUGAUGAAACUUUCGAUUUUAUUAUAAUUGAUCCACCUUGGCGAAAUAAAUAUAUAAGAAGAUUAAGAAAAUCAGAAUUUAAGAAAAAAUUUGCCUAUGAAAUGAUGUCCCACUUAGAAAUUGAGAAUAUACCAGUAGAAAAGUUCACAGCCAAAAAUUCAAUUGUUAUUAUUUGGUGUACAAAUUCUCAGCAACACCAAGAAGCGAUAUUAAAUCAUUUUCUUCCAAAAUGGAAUUUAAAAUUUCUAACUAAAUUUUUUUGGAUAAAGCUAAGCUCUAAUUGUGGAAAAUUCGAACUUCACCACGAUCUUAAUAGUGAAUCUGGAAAAAAACAACCUUUCGAAGUUCUUUUUGUUGCCAGCCCCAUGGAUUCUGAAUUAAACACAUUAGAAAAUAAUUCUAAUUUUCUGUUGAGCGUGCCAAGUGCAAUUCAUUCUCAUAAACCUCCAUUACUUGAAUUAUUCAAAAAAUGGUUACCGAAAGACAGAGAACCAAACUGCUUAGAAUUAUUUGCAAGGUAUUUACAGCCAGGUUUUACGAGUGUAGGAACUGAAGUCCUCAAAUUAAUGAAUAUAAAUCUCUAUGACCGUGAAAAAGUAGAAUCCCCUUCGGUGAAAUAAUAUUUGUGUUCAUAUUACAUUUUGUUGAAGAUAUCUCCAAGAAGCAGCAGUUCUUUAAUUUAAGUUAUUAAGGCAGCAAAGUCGCAAUUGGUCUUUCCGUGUCCGAUGUCAACAUUCAAAAAUGGGUGUUUUUGAUAAUGCAGUUCUUAGGUUAGAAGUUUUGCUAAUAAAGACAAUUUGA